UACUUGUGUCUAAAAGAAUUGGAAAUGGGCAUUGAAGAAAAAUCCUGCAGACGUUAAUGAACAAGCCGACAAAAACAGUGGGAGUUUCCAUAAUGCAUACUCAUGAGUCUUUGGUUCUCAUCGAUCAAACGUCCGAAUCUCACUCUAAGUAAUGAGCAUACCUGGCAAUUUAUUUGCCCUGUGACACUUCACCAACAUGUCCUCGAACAUGUCUAUGAAGUUGAAAUGGAUGGAACAUCUAAAUGCAUCGUGGGUGACAGAGGAUUGGGGUCUAGUAGCUAGUAGAGAGGGUACCCUUGAGCUUUAUGACCGCCUUGUCACAAACAAGGAGGUUAUCAGUGCGCCACGCCCCAGUCUGCACCUCCAAGGACCCCAGUUGCCCGACUAUGAAAGGGAGCCACCCUCGCCUGAGGAGCAGGAGCACUUCUUGGAAGCCCUCCUUUCCAAUCAGCUCAACCUCGCCCGCACAGUAUGCUCAGAGUCCCCAUUCGCCUCCGCCCUUCAGAAACGGCUGGCUGUCCUGCGCCGCAUCUUCCACGCCAUCUCCAGCAAGUUCCACGACAAGGAGAAGGUCAAGCAGCAGCUGCGGCUUCAGCAGGCCCAUGCCGGGACAGUCGAUGAGAAAACCACCAUGAAGCAGGUUACCUUCGGCACAGACGCCUUGGUUGAGAUGGGUGUCCGCACUGGACUUAGUCUUCUCUUCGCCCUCCUAAGGCAGAACUGGAUGCAAACCGUUCCCGCAGGGAACCCUAGCAUCUGUAACGAUGUUCUUCAGACAGCGAUGAGCGUCUUGGAUUCUCUACCGCCGUUGUCGCUCGCUAAUGAGAGUAAGAUACCAUGUCUUGGUACUGAAUGCUUGAAACAGGUGACAAUGUUUCUGAAAUCGGCAACGAUGCCCAACUCCGGUGCUGACCAAAACGGCAAGCAGCUUGCAUGUCAGCUUGUCUUGGGUCUAGCUGCCCAAAGAGGGUCUCUUCAACAUCUUCUUGACUGGGUAGAAAUGGCUCUCGGCUCCUCGGCAGCUGCCAGCAGUAGCAUCUCCCGAGUGGGUACAGUCGAAGGAGAUGAGAUGCGAAACUACAGUGUCAUCUCUUUUGAUUUUUUCUCCAAUGUUUUGGGUCAGAUGCGUAGAGCCACUGGUUCAUCAUCUGACAGAGGGACAGUGCUAUCUGAGCUGAAACAACACGAUGGCCAUUGCCCCUUGUACCAAGCUGCGCUGUGUCUUAUUGAGGAAGUAUCUCGCCUUGCCAUGGAGUACGCCCGCACCUGCGUCUGCCCCAGCGAGAGGCGACUCAACAAUAUCAGCGUCUCUGAAAACAGCGAGGUGUACGUGUGGGGAAGUAACAGCAGCCACCAGCUAGCAGAGGGGAGCCAGGAGAAGAUCAUCCAGCCCAAGUUGACCGGAUUGUUUGCUCAAAGUCAACAGGUUGAGGCCGGCCAAUACUGCACCUUUGUCAUAUCAGCGGAUGGUACCGUUAGAGCCUGUGGGAAGGGGAGUUAUGGCAGGCUGGGCCUCGGCGAUUCCAACAACCAGACGCAGCUCAAGAAACUCAACUUUGACAGUCACGUCAUCUCAAGGAUUUCAUCAUCAAAGGGUUCAGACGGACACACUCUUGCCUUGACCUCUGAGGGUCAGAUCUUCAGCUGGGGUGACGGAGACUACGGAAAGCUCGGCCACGGCAACACGUCAACGCAGAAGUACCCCAAGGUGAUUCCAGGCAUCCUCACCAGCAAGGUUGUAGUGUGCGUGUCGGCGGGGUACCGGCACAGCGCCUGCGUCACGGAGGACGGGCAGCUGUUUACGUGGGGAGAAGGGGAUUAUGGGAGAUUGGGUCAUGGAGACAGUAACAGUCGCAACGUGCCCACUCUAGUCAAAGACAUCAGUAGCGUUGGGCAAGUGGUCUGUGGCAGCUCACACACUAUAGCCAUCUCUCAAGACGGAAGGACGGUGUGGUCAUUUGGAGGUGGUGAUAACGGUAAACUGGGGCAUGGUGACACAAACCGGGUGUAUAAAUCAAAGAUUAUUGAAGCUCUGAUUGGUCUAGUCAUACGCAAAAUAGCAUGUGGCAGCCAAUCAUCAUUGGCUCUCACAUCAACAGGGCAGGUGUUUGCCUGGGGUCAUGGUGCUUGCCUUGGGUGUGGGUCGGCAGAGACCACUGCUGUCCGACCAAAACUUGUUGAAGAUCUUCAGAAUACUCGAGUGGUGGACAUUGCAUGUGGUGACAGUCACUGCAUUGCACUCAGUCACGACAACGAGGUGUACGCUUGGGGCAACAAUGCCAUGGGGCAGUGCGGGCAGGGCCAUACCACAAGCCCAGUGCUAAGACCCAAGAAAGUACUCGGUCUUGAAGGUAUCACCUUGCACCAAAUAUCAGCUGGAACGUCACACAGUAUCGCUUGGACUGCAUUGCCAACCGACAGGCAAGUGGUUGCAUGGCAUCGUCCAUUCUGCGUAGAUCUUCAAGAGGGAACGUUUUCUUAUCUCAGGUCCUUCUUGGAGCAUUACUGUGACAGGUUUGAUCAUCCAAGUCCACCUCUGCCUUUCCCAACAUCAAGGGAGCACCAGCAUUUUGUGUUACUGUGCCUGAAGCUGCUCUGUACACAUCUACAGUUGGCUCUGGCAGGGGGACUAGCCAGUAGCAUCCUGGGCAGUCAAGCAAGGCCCCUUAGGCACUUAUUGUUUCGUCUCAUGGACUCAAAGACCCCCAGUUCCGUCCAGAAGGCUGUGAGUGAAACACUUUCCAUUGGUGCCCCGCUGUUGCUUCCACCGUUGAGGGAACGCAUGGAGCUACUACAAUCUCUACUACCUCAGGGGCCAGAUCGCUGGGACAGUCUGUCAAAGGGACAGAGGAUGCAGCUUGGCAUCAUCCUGACUAGCCUCCAGGAGAACCUCCACGUUGCCUCCCUUCUAGGGUUCACAUCCCCCUUGGACUGGGAACCAGAACCCGAGACCUCUGACCCUUCAACCUUGACCCUAGCACCCAGUCAGGACAUGCAUCUUGCCGAAGUGUUGAUGAAGACACUGUUGCGAAACCUUGGCUACCAUACUGAACAAGCUUUUGGAGAGCUAGAGAAGAAUAGCGAUAAGACCCAGACGUCCAUGGCCUGCGAUGACGGGGCUCCCCCGGCGCAUCUACGAGAGCUACUCUCAUCUCUUCAGAAGCACCUUGUUUCUUAUUGUUAUGUCAACGCUGAAGAUGAGAUUUCAGUUAGUGUGGGACUUCUACACAAGCAUCUGAACCUUCUUCUUCCCCACGCUGUGGAGGUUCUACAGAGGUCCAUCAAGCUGCUACAACAGAGUGGGGGUCUGGCUACUCAGGCUGUACGCAAUAAACUUAGAGACGUCUUAUUCACAUCAGCGGCAGGUGCCAUGCUAUCCCAGCUACUACACUCGCUCUUAAUGCUACCUGUCAGCGUGUCUCGUCCCCUCAUGCUAUGCCUCCUAGCUCUACUUCCUGAGCUGGAUCAGCUGAACAGGCUUCUACCCGCCGCUGCUCUCCUGGAUGAACAUGAACUGGAAUGGCCACUGCAAGGAGCCCCUAGUAACGUCGAGCCGAGUGCCCUGCCCCUCCCACAGCCAGCCAAAGGAUGGGUGUGGCUCGUAGACCUGGAGAGAUGCUGCUCGUUAGUGAUUGGACGCUGUCUGGCGGGCAUGCUAGCCUGGAUACCGAUGUCCAAAGAGGAGAAGGAAACCAGUGGCUGGAUGGUGUCCAGGCUACUCAGCAAUGGUUUGGAGAUCAAGGAGACAAGUCACCUAGUGAAACUAGUCAGCAAAGUGUCCGAGGCGGCAAUCUCUGGCGAUGAUGACUACGACCUCUCUGAGUUCAACUUGACCCCCGACCUGGCCAUCUUACUUGACCUUGCUACAGCCAAGGGGCGGGAGCCAGCGCUGUCUAUAUGGAACACCAUGCAGGACUACGCACGCAAUAAGGAUUGGGAUACUAGCGAGGAAGUACAAGAGGAAUUGUUGGACCGUGCGUCACGAUGUCUCUUAGCCUGUCUGCUCAAACACUGCAAUCUACUCUCAGUAGCUGCAAAGCAAGAGACUUCAACUGAACACUGGAGGGCCUUAGUUGAAGCUUACCGCAACGUCUACAAAGUGCGUCGUAAGCUGGUUGCGGCACGCAUCAUGCAGGGCCAGAGCACAGCCACCUCAUCCGAAACGAGCGCCACCGCUGGCCCGUCCGCAUCGGAACACAGGGACGACAGAGAGGGGCUCAGAGAGGGGCCAAGACAGGUGCUCAGAAGUCAAUCUGAGGAGAGAGAAGUGAGAGGGCUGUGGGCAAAGAAGUCUUUCAGCCGGGUUGCCAUUCAAGAACCAGCAGACAUUGACCAAUCCGAAGGGGAGGGUGGUAGUGAGACCGCCCCCGCACCUCUCCCAGAGAAGAAGCCUAAGGUGAGAGAGCAGUACAGCUUCUCGGAGACCUGUAAGUCCAUCAUUGAGAGGUGCAUGUUCAUGCUGUUGGGCGUCAGCUCUGCAAUCCAACAGAGUGUCCCAUCAAAGAAAGACGAUGCGAAUCCCGAACCGGAGCAGAAGGAAAAUGACUCAGACAUGACAGCAGCGUUAUCACUGAGUCACUCUCAGAGUGAGCCAGACCUCGGCCAGACAGAGGACCGACAGACGCCAUCAACUACCAAUCGGGAGUCUGUACGCAGCUUGAAAUCGUCCCGUAGUGAGCCUCUCCCUGAUCUACAAGUAGAGCCCACUCUGGACUCACUGGAGGUCGUCAGGGCAACCUGGCGACGCCUUCACUGGCGGCAGGACCAAGAUGGGACCCUCCCCUCCAUUCAGUCCAGUAGUCACCAUGAUCAUAAGUAUCUAGGUGCAGUCAAGCAUGUCUGCAGCGACGUCAUCGGCUUUGCCUGUGGUGAGAUGCUCAACGAUACGCAUGUACCAACAGACGAUGAGCAGUUUAUGUACUGUACUGAGCCGGCUACAAUCAUCAUGGCCAUGGAGCAUCAGCAGUGCAGGGCUGAGACGAGACUCGAUGCGCUCAACCAAAUCCUGUCCCUCCUCAACGGGCAUGAAGGAGACGAGAGCAAGAAGCUUACCACACUGGACGUCUUUGGUCAUGUGGUGGCGCCGUUUAGCUCCAUGUCCCUCCUGGCGUCGGUCCAUCUGCAGUUUCUGAUGGGAACGUUUGGUCUGAGCUGUCUGGACCCUGCUCCUAAUGGAGAGGGUACUUUACCCACGCAGCUCCAUCAUUACACGGACGGCAUCCGAGCUGCUAAUAAGAUGACUCAGCUGGAGAUACAAGCAGUAGCUCAUCACAUCUAUGAUCAUCUUGUCACCACAUUGGCCGAUAAAGUGGAGGAACCAAGAAAUUGUAAAGGAGCCUGGUACCGUCUCUUACUGGUCACCAUCUUUGCCCUGAGCGUCAAGUACCAACCAGCCGACGUUCUCCUGGCCAUCUCUAGUGGUAUCCUACCGUUACUUGCAAGACUCUGUGGCGAAGGUAGCCAAGCCGUCCUGGCCAAGCCCAUGCAGCCGUUAAUGAGUGGUAGUAUCCCAUCCAUGCACUCAGUGCUACAAGUAGCCAGCAUGAGGCUGCUUCAGAUACUGGCAAUUACAACAAGCACCCACGCUGAUCAGCUGAGUGAUUCCGUGGUGCAAGCCCUGGUUGACCUCCUGCAUGAACAACUCUGCUCUCUGUUCUCCAUGGCAACGGGAGAUACACAAUGGCAGAAGUCGGUUCCCAACUCAUCACCAGAGGGGAAAACAAAAGGCAAGGGAACAGACAUCAAGGAUAACAAAUCGAGCGGCAGUGGCGUACAACAAGGCAAGCAGCGUAAGAGCCGACAGUCCCACCAUCUAGUGCAGACUGCUCUCGGUGACCUACUGGUCUUCCUGCGCCGUGUGGCCCUUAGCCAACCAGUCAGGGAUAAGAUCUUUUCCAAUGAUUGGACGUCGUUGCUGCUCGCCAUUGCAGGACACCAUACAAAGUCAGGUUUGCCUCGGAUUGAGAACAUUCGUACCAGACUGCUGGCACUCCAUCUACUUGAAGCUAUCCUUCCAUCCUGCCCAAUUGACACUCAACAUCAGAGUCAUCAACACCAGGUUGUACAACAACUUCUCAGCAACCUCUCAGAGUGUAUGUGGCGGGCACCUCAGGCCUACGCUCACCACAAAUCACAGCACAAACCCCUCGACCCAAACACCACGCCCAGUAGCACGCCCUCGCCCGACCACGACCCCAAGAAAUCAACCUCAUCCGUUUCGGAGAGCGGCGAUGAUGAGGAUGACGACAUCGCUCUUCAGGAUACGGUGUUUGACUCAGAGAAGGCGGUGUGCUGCAGCGUGGAGGGAGGCAGCACCCUGGUCCAUGGGUCUGGGGGCAGGGGGUACGGUCUUGGUGCUACGGGGAUAACGGCUGGAUGUUACCAGUGGAAGUUCUACAUCGUGAAAGAGAACAAGGGCAACGAGGGAACGUGUGUGGGUGUCUCCCGCUACCCAGUACGAGACUUCAGUCACAGGACCACGUCCGAUAUGUGGCUGUAUCGAGCCUACAGUGGGAACCUCUACCACAACGGGGAACACUCUCUGACCUUGCCGAGCUUCACCCAAGGGGACUGCGUGACGUGCGUGCUCGACAUGGAGGCUAGGACACUGUCAUUCGGGAAAAAUGGAGAGGAACCUCGGUUGGCAUUUGAUGAUGUGGAAGCACCUGAUCUGUACCCUGUGGUGAUGUUCUAUAGCAGUAACCCAGGAGAGAAGGUGAGAAUCGGUGAGAUGCAAGUCCGAGGUGCGCCCCGAGACCUCCAGCCAGGGGAGCCACUCUGCGCCCCAACCUCCUCAGUCCUAGCCGAGGCUCAUGUGACCCUCCUCAGAUCUCUGUAUCGCCAGAAAGCCUGGAGAGACUGCUUGAAUAGUAUCAUCUACACCAGACUGGGAUUCAUCAGUAGACUGCACAGGGCCACGCUGGGGCUAGACACCACCCAACCGCAGGGUCUCGAUCAGAGUGAAACGGCGCCGAGGAAAUCUGAUACAACUUCAGAGAGUGACGGAAAGAAAUCCGACCGCCCAAAAUCUGAGGGCAAAAAGGCAAGAUUUGGCGACAAACCAACCGAUCCGGACAGUGAUUCACUAAAAACAGGAUCCCAGUCAGACAAAUCGAAGACAAAAUCAGUUGAUACAAAGGAGAGCAGAUCAGAUGGUGAGGAAACGUUGAGGUCUGAGAAAGGAGGAUUAGAAGGAGAAAAGAACGCAACCGUCUCGAGGGAAACUCAAGAAGAGAAGUCUGGCCGGGAUGGGAAGAAGGAAGGGGAACCUAAGAUCAAGAAGACGGCGAUAAUCCAAGAAAAGAAAGAUGAUGGUGAGGAAGAGAAAAUGAAGAAAGGAUCCAAGGAUGCAAAGGAAACAGAAUCUGAACCGACGGACCUGAGACAGCUCUGCCAUUCCAUCUGGCCGAUCCUAGCCAUCAUUGGUGGCGUGGAUCGAGGUCUUAAGAUCGGAGGUCGUUGCAUCCAUAAACAAACCUGUCGAGAAGCAACCUUGCUUGGUAUGCUAAAGGAAGGAGGGACGUCGGCCAAGGUGCAAUGGGAGGAUGCUGAUUCUACUAUCAGCGAUUGUGCAAUAUCCAACUUGGAACCCAUGGAACCUGCGGGGUUCGAGCCGGCUCAUCUGAAGGGUCUGACGGCCUCCAUGCUCUGCGAUCUAGCAUUGCUCUCCGGCAUCGCAGAUGAGAACUCUCAGAGAGACACUUCGAGAACGGGAAAGCAGUCUCAGAAAAAAGCUAGCGAGUCGGAGAAGAGAGGAGAAAAACCACAGGUGAAGAAGGAGCAAGAAGAGGUUGCUAAGAGCGAGGAAUUUGAGAAGUCACUUGAUGAGGACAUUGCCAGGGCGAUGAAAGAAGAGGAGGAAGGAGUGGACGUUCCUCUUGGAGAUGAGGAUUCCAGCAGAGAAGCUACAGAACUGGAUAGUGUCGCUGGACAAGUCAACGCCACUGCACCACCUGUGGUGCUAACUAAAUUCUCAACCUUAAAGCUGCAUUUGGAGUCACCGGAAUCAAAACCGAAGAGUUCUUCCACGGCUGAUGGAGCAAUGAGCGGAGAGGAGCAGACCCUCGCUACAUCAAUCACCAAGCAAAUGGUAGAGGAGGUCCUGGAGAGUGUGUCUCAAAGUUUAGGAUCUGAAAGCAGCUCUACCACCAGGAAGGCUGUUGGAGCUCUAAUGAUUGAGAGGGGAUCAACGGAUUCCAGUAGUGUGGGAUCACCUAUCCUUAGCCCAACUGAUGCCAAUCUCUCCGACGCCAGCACCAUGUCUAUACCGGCGGAGACCCCCAAAGUAGAGCAGCAGCAGCCAAUCUCGGCUUCCGUCAAACCAGAAUCGACAACCCCCAAACCCCAGUUGAAGCUCGGCGACCCGAACAAGCAGACCGACGCGGAGCUGAGGAGCAUCAUGCUGGCUCAUCUCCAAGUCGGGGCUCUGAAGGCUCUCAGUGUCCUGAUGGGAUGCAGUAAGUACAUCGAGAUGCUUCUUGUCCCGAAGACGUCGACAGACAAGAAAUCGGACAAGGAAUCCUCCUCCAAGAAGCAGAGGAAAGGAAGCUUCAGCAGCUAUAAGGACCAAGAUGACCCUGCCAGAAUUGAGGAAGACUCCGAGGGUCUUCCUGCAGCGAUGCGGACCAUCAUGAGGCAGCUAGUCAAACGUGCCGUCAUGCCGUCACCUAUCCGACGCGUGGUCUGCAUGGCGGAGUUGGAGCGAGCCCAUGCAAUGCUGUUGAAGGUCACUGCUCAGGCGCCAUUCACUGAUGGUAAAGAUACAGCAUCUAAAAUAGACCAGAUGUUGGCCAACCGAGCCCGCCGUCUGGACCGUGACUCCACCGCCACAUCGUCCCAGUCAGACAACCAAGACCGUCAGAGUUCUUCUACGACCGUCUCGGCCCCACCUACCCCGUCCUGCUCCCUCCCAUCCCGUACCCGCCUCCGAGGGGUCGGGAUGAGGAUGCUUUUCUCUCGUGGGCUGCAGAGAACGACAGCGACGACUACGACAACGACGAUGGCCAUCUCUCCAGUGAGUUCUCCACCGCACUCACCGGAGGAAGACACACAAGCUGAAGCAGCCCUGUCGCCCCUUCCGUCACUGCCGAUGGCUGCACCCCUACUUGAGAUGGGUUUCAGCAUGCAGCAAAUAUUCAAAGCAAUGGCUGCCACUAACACUCGUGGUGACUUGGACACCCAGCGUAUCACCACCCUCGCUACCUGGCUGAUAGAACACCCCAGCCAGGAGGAUGAUGAUGUCGCAAUACCAACCUAUGAUGUCACAGAGUCUCCGACCGCCACCACCGCUGCCACUUCGACAGCUACCACCAGUAGUAGGCAACACCCACCUGGGGCCAUCGGUAACCGACUGUCAAGAGCCACUGACUCUGAGAACUCAACUGGACGAUAUGAUGAGUUGGAAGAUUCUUCCUACCCGGAGACCGAGGAGGUACCAAGACCGACGCCUUCCGCAGAGCGCCCUCCUUCUCGUCUGGAGCGCUACCGGGCUGUAGCGGACCUCUCGUCCCUUGCCAAUGCCAUGGCAAGAAGCAUGGACAGGACACCUUCAGACGUCAACACAGACGGGUUAUUUGGGGAGGCGUAUCGUCACAUCCAGAGAUCCGAGGUUCCUCACGAUGACGUCGUCUUUGAAGAUGAUGAUAUGGACUUGGAUGAAGAGGAUGAUGAUAAUCUAGUCACUGAUGACGCUUCGGAUAGAGAGUUACUCCUCUGGUGCCCUGAGCUGAGUCGUGAACUGGAAAACAGCGAGAGCCAAGUGACCUGUGACCUCUGCAGAGUGACAACCUCCCAGUUCAACCGGCACAUGCGUCUCCAGCACCCCGGCUGCAAACAGAGCUGUGGGCACAUGGGUUACCGGAGUAACGGCGCGUACGUCGGCGGAUGGUUCGGCGGCGCUUGCGGAACGGGUAACCCGUACUAUCUGAUGUGUGUGGACUGCAGAGACAAGUACCAGCUGGGGACUAGGGGUCAUUUGAGUAUUUCUUCUGACUUCAGUCUGGCGGCCGAGGGUACUGCUGAUGAUGAGCAUGACCUAAUGACUGAAGAGGACCUGAACACCAUCUCAGGCCAUGAGACGUUUGAGCAGAUCAUGGGACGUCUAGGCCUGACUGAGUCACGCUCCAUCCCUGAGCCCGUACAGUUUCCUGAGCCUGACCCCCUAGGGGCGAAGAGCGCCUCUACGGGUGUGGGUAGAAGCCAAAGUGGAUUUUUGAAUCUAGAUGGCAGCAGCCAGCAGGAUUCCAGCUCCUUACAUCGUCUCAGUCUUGGUGAGCAGGUAGCCCUGUUGUCUACUGCUCAUGAGAGGGCGGUUGCAUUGAGGAAGACUACAGCUGCGGCUCAGGUGCUCGUAGCGCGCUCAAUGGUCAUGAGGGCGCUGUCACUGCUGUCUGUUAGUGGCUCAGCCUGCAACCUCUCAGAGGGCCUUGAACAGCUCGGCCUCUCCGAUAUCCGCCUGGUGGUACGCCUCAUGUGUCUAGCAGCCGCGGGACGGACGGACUUUGCCGCCACUACAAACUUAUCAUCCCUGAGCUACGGGGGUCAAGACACCCUGGAGUUUGCCUCAACAGGUCUUAUGUCUACGUCCUCGAGUCUGGCGUACUUGAGUGCUGCUAUUGGAUCGUUGGCGUCGUGUAACCCUAACGCUGCUAAGAUGCUGGUACAGCUCUGUACAAAGGAUUUGUUAUCUGCUGCGUGCGGUCUCAACGUUGCGGCCAUCGACACUCGACGUGGGACCGGCCGAGAGGACCAGGGAUCUUCUGAUCAGAGAGCCCUCUCCUCACCAAGCUUUGCAGUCACUCAGGCUCUAGUGUCACUGCUCGCUGGUAGCUCUAAGACUCAGCAUGUACAGGAACAGCUUUCAGAGGUGUCCUCAGAUUCUGACCAGCCUAAGAAGGACCCCUCCCCAGGCUCCACCCCUCAAACUACACCCCUAUCAACCCGUUCCGGACCGCUUCAGCUGGCCAACGCCUUGGCAGCAUGCUGCUUGUCAAGCCGCCUUGCCAGUCAGCACCGGGAAUGGGCGGCACAGCAGCUCGUCAAGACCCUUUCUGGCCACGCUCGGAACGGAACAAUCCCAGAGCAGGCAGUCUCAGCGGCGGACGUUCAGGGGGACCUGCCGGUGUGUGGCGUGACCAGAAUAGAUGCGCAUCAAGACGUCGUGACUGGAUGCGUCUGGAAUCACAUGAAGUCUCUACUGGUUACAAGUGGCAGCGAUGGUCAAGUCAGACUAUGGGGCUCCCUCUCCCGUUCCCAGCCUGUACUCCAACAGUCCUGUACCUUCAUUGACAACGAGGAAUACGGAGCCUACGUCAGCCCCAAACGCCGUGGUCUCUCACUGAUCAAUCUCUGCUGUAACGCCAACGGCCGGGUCAUCGCUGCGUCACUAGACCACAUGGUCAAUAUCUGGUUUGUCACUGGAGGAAGAGGCCACCUGGACCGACAGCCCCAACUUGUUACCGCCCUCGCUUGGCCACGGUACAAGGGUCUUCUUGAGGGUAGGGCCGGCACCUCGACCGAUAUGCUCGUUGUCGGUCGGAUCAACGGAACUCUGGGAUUGAUUGAGGUCUUGGACCAUUCCACUUACCACAGGGUGGAACUAGAGCAGUGCUACAGGCAGGAGGUUGCGGUGACGUGCCUGGCGUGGUAUGAUGAGGACCGUCGUUUUGCCGUGGGUUACUCCGAUGGCGUCCUAGCUUUCUGUAGUAGAGACACCUUCAACCCAGAGCCUCUCAUAACACUAGACGCCCAUAAGACGGCGAUUGACCACCUCUCGUGGGACCCUACCGGUCAUCUUCUAGCCACCUGUUCCCAGGAUGAAGUGGUCAAGGUGUGGACGCAGAGAUCCAAUCGUUGGCUGUGCCUCCACGUCCUCCAUCACGGUAGUUCGCUCUCUGUUCUUCACUGGUGCUCUCAUGUGAACCAGCCGAAGAACCCUGUGCUGCUUCUUGCCACUGGUUGUAAAGAUGGAAUUGUGCGAGUCUGGAGAAUCCCGUACACCGGUGCUGAUGUGACAGUACCAGCUAGACUGGGUCAACAAGAGGAGGGACGUCAGCAACAGGCAUUGCCCAAACAUGAGGGGCGUGGUGCUGCCACCACCAACCAGUCAGACUGUGCUGUGGAGCUGUUUCAGGUCAAAGGUCACCAGGAGGUCGUGACCCAGCUUGCCUUCAAUCAAAGCUCCAUGCUGCUAGCAUCAGGAUGUGCUGGGGGCUUCGUCAACAUCUUGGCACUCCAUGAAAGCACUGUACUGCAGACACUACAGGGAGACAGCCCAGUGCAGCAGCUUUGUUGGGUCGGUGACACUGGCCUUGCGACUUGCUUCCAACGCUCCAAACAACUUCUGAUUCUCGGUUACACCGACUCGCUGUGUGCCCAGAACCGCGUCUACGCUGCGGCUAGAAUGACCCUCCUGAACCAGGGCAUCGUUGGGCUGCACCAAGCACCGUGCCUCAGGGCAUUCCUGGAGAGAUUGCCUAUGAUUCUUCAAGAACAGUACUCAUACGAAAAGGUCCUCGUUUUAUGCGGUGACCAGCUCGUCCACAGUAACUUCCUCCAGUGUCUGGCCUCCUUAGCCCUUGCCCUCCGCCUCGACAAGGCCCUCUUCUACCCUCCCCAGUCCCUCCAGAGCCAGCCGGAUGCUGACACUACCCAGGGCGACAUGGUGGUCACUGAAUGGCUCUGGCUCUCCGCCUUCUGCACGGCUAUCAAGUCGGCUAGCGCCCUCAUGAGGCGGGAACCGCUGCCUAAGGAGUUUGUCGUGCCUAACAUGGAGCUGUUGGAAGGCGGGACCGAAGGGCUGGACUUCAAGCCGUGGGAUAACGGACAGUGGAACCUAACCAUGGAUGAACAGAUUAUGGCUUGGGCUACUAAUAAACCUGAGGAUUGGCAACCGGGAGGUAAAUGUGAUGUUUACAUGUUUGGCAGUGGUCGUCAUGGCCAACUGGCUGAGACAGGACGCUCUGCUACUCUACCAUCCAUAACACAGUCAUUCUCUCAAGCGCAGCAGCUUGUGUGUGGUCAGAAUUGUAGCUUCAUCAUUCAUGGUAAUGGUACAGUCACAGCGUGCGGGGAGGGGAGCUACGGCAGGCUGGGCCAGGGGAACUCAGAUGACCUUCACUCACCAACGGUCAUCUCUGCAUUACAAGGGUUUGUGGUGAUCCAGUUGGUGACGUCCUGCGGCUCUGACGGUCACUCUUUGGCCCUGACAGAGAGUGGAGAGGUCUUCAGCUGGGGAGACGGUGACUACGGGAAACUCGGCCACGGGAACAGCGACAGGCAACGGCGCCCUCGGCAGAUUGAAGCGUUACAAGGCGAAGAAGUCAUUCAGCUGUCGUGUGGAUUCAAGCAUUCUGCCGUAGUGACUGCAGAUGGUAAACUCUUCACCUUUGGUAACGGUGACUAUGGGCGUCUCGGUCACGGUAACACCUCCAACAAGAAGGUUCCGGAUAGAGUCAGAGCUCUGGAAGGUGUGGCCGUCAGACAGGUUUCCUGUGGUCUGAAUCACACAAUGUGUGUCUCGGCAGACGGGAGUACUGUCUGGGCUUUUGGUGAUGGAGACUACGGUAAACUGGGCAUCGGAAGCACUGCGGCGAAGUCAUCACCUCAGAAGGUCGAAGGUCACUGUGGGAUGGGUAUCAAGAAGGUUUGCUGUGGCACUCAAUUCUCAGUGGCCCUGACCAAGGACGGGCGAGUCUUCACGUGUGGACAAGACCGUUUGACCGGUCUACCCGAGGCCCGUUCCAGACUGUCAAAUCGCCCCCAGCAGGUACCAGCUCUAGCUGGUCACUUCAUAGAGGACAUCAUGGUAGGAUCGGAGCACACGAUGGCGUUAACUAGCUGCGGCAAUGUGUGGGUGUGGGGCAACAACAUGGACGGACAGUUGGGACUAGGCCACACCAACACUGUGAGGGAACCUGUUUUAGUCACCAGUCUACAAGGCAAAAAUAUACGACAGAUCUCUACCGGUAGGAGCCACUCAGCAGCCUGGACUGCUUCCCCGGUACCUCCCAGAGCACCAGGGACACCACUACCUCUUCAACUCGGAUUACCACAGAGUGUUCCAGCCCAGUACACCACCCUGAAGGAAUGCAGCACAGCUUCCAUCCGGGCUCGGCUUAGAUUAUUACAUCACUUCUCUGAUAUGAUCUACGCCUCAUGGAGGCUGCUCAAUCUGAAUCCAAAACAGAAAUCCUCAUCAACUUGUUGUGGGACCGGUGUGAUGGGCUUGACCGAUGGUCCUCUUCGUCCACUGCUAGCCUCCAGAGUUUACACACUACCAAUGGUCAGAUCGAUCGGCCGGACAAUGGUGCAGGGAAAGAACUAUGGCCCCCAAGUGACCGUCAAGAGACUAGCUACAAGGGGUCGCAAGUGUAAGCCCAUCUUUACGCAAAUCGCGAAGCAGGUCGUCCGUAUGAAGCCCAGUGACCUUCGCCUCCCUGCCAGGGCCUGGAAGGUCAAGCUUGUUGGGGAAGGAGCGGACGACGCGGGCGGGGUCUUUGACGAUACUAUCACUGAGAUGUGUCAGGAGCUGGAGACGGGUGUGGUCCCAUUGCUGAUUGCCACGCCCAAUGCCUCGGCUGAUGCAGGGAGCAACAGAGAUAGAUUCUUGUUGAACCCGUCCUUGUGCAAUGAUGAACUCCUCCUACUCUUCAAGUUUCUUGGGAUCCUCCUUGGAGUGGCUGUCCGCACCAAGAAGCCCCUAGACCUUCACCUUGCCCCCAUGGUAUGGAAGCAACUAGCAGGGAUGCCUCUUACUGUGGAAGAUCUUGAAGAGAUGGAUUUUCUGUACGUGCAAACAUUGCGGAACAUUCGUGAUAUUGACAGAAGUGGAGUCACUGAGGACAACUUUCAUGAGGUGAUUCCACUGGAGUGUUUUGAGGGUCAGAGUGCCGAUGGGCGGUUCGUGCCGGUGGUCCCCGGUGGGCGGAGCAUCCCUCUAACGUAUAACAACAGGAUGGAGUACGUUGAUCGUGCCCUGGCGUACAGACUGCAAGAGAUGGACAGACAGGUUGCUGCAGUACGAGAAGGGAUGUCGUGGAUCAUACCAGUACCCCUCAUGUCACUCCUGACUGCCACACACUUAGAGCAGAUGGUAUGCGGGAUGCCAGACAUUGAUGUAGCCAUCUUGCAGCGAGUAGUCAGGUACCGUGAGGUAGACAAGACACACCAGCUGGUCCAGUGGCUCUGGCAGACUCUGAGGGAAUUCAGUAACGAAGAGAGGGUGUUGUUCAUGAGAUUCGUUUCAGGACGAUCCCGGUUGCCAACCAAUAUUGCCGAUAUCUCUCAGAGGUUUCAGAUCAUGAGAGUGGAAAGGACCGUUGAUGGACUGCCAACAGCACAAACCUGUUUCUUUCAGCUACGAAUCCCGCCCUACUCCAGCCAGCCCCUGAUGGCUGAGCGACUACGCUACGCCAUCUACAACUGUCGAUCAAUCGAUAUGGACAAUUACAUGCUAUCGCGCAACACUGAUUCAGGAAAUCUGUCUGAUAGCGAGUAUAUGUGAGCUGUGUAAUAGAGCUUAUGAUGUCAAUAAGUUAUUGAUAUUAAACCAAAACUAAACAGCAUUUGUUACUAAUAAUAAUAUUUAUAUCGCCAACGACUGUAAUAAAAAUGUGAAUGUAAAGUCUAAAUGCAGUUUAUGUCCAGAUAUUUAAACAGUGUAAGUUAUCGCCAACAACCUCAAAGCUAAGAGGUUAUUUUAAAUUAAAGGCAGUGGACACUAUUGGUAAUUGUCAAAGACUAGCCUUCACAGUUGGUGUAUCUCA
Asterias rubens (European starfish) is the source of this 15764-nucleotide messenger RNA. Its product is annotated as probable E3 ubiquitin-protein ligase HERC1. The transcript has 74 exons. Lineage: Eukaryota; Metazoa; Echinodermata; Asteroidea; Forcipulatida; Asteriidae. The record is from RefSeq and is a predicted model, not a curated record. Gene Ontology annotation, molecular function: protein binding; ubiquitin-protein transferase activity. The coding region runs from base 197 to 15502 and encodes 5101 amino acids.